UUCCCUUCAUAAACAGAAACGCAAGAGGGAAGCACUUGGGGAAUUGGAAGUAAAUCAAACUGUAAAUGCAGUUGUGGAGAUUGUUAAAGAAAAUUACUUGGUGGUUUCACUACCAUCAUAUAAUAACACUCUUGGAUAUGCAUCACGAGCUGAUUACAACACUCAAAAUCUACCCCCUAAAUCAUUUGCCAAUGGAGAGAGUGUCAUUGCCACUGUUAUGGCCACUCCCUCUCCUUCAACAAGUGGGAGAUUGCUGCUGCUGCUUAAAUCUAUUAGUGAAGCUAUUGAAACGUCGAGUUCCAAGAGGGCUAAAAAGAAAUCUAGUUAUAAUGCUGGAUCGCUGGUUCAGGCAGAGAUUACUGAAAUAAGGCCACUUGAAUUGAGACUCAAAUUUGGGUCCGGUUUCCAUGGGAGGGUCCACAUAACAGAGGCAUCAGAUGACAAUCAUGCUGAAGCUCCAUUUAGUAACUUCAGAUUUGGGCAGACUCUUACUGCAAGGAUUAUUUCAAAGUCCAAUAUGUCAGAAAGUAUUAAGAGAGGCUAUCAGUGGGAGCUAUCCAUUAAACCAUCCACACUUGCAGGUGAAAUGAUAACAUGGCCACGAUCUGGUGAAAUUGAGCCCGUUGAAGAAUUCAAUUAUUCAACCGGCCAACUCGUUACUGGCUUUGUGUACAAAGUUGACAAUGAAUGGGCUUGGCUAACGAUAUCUCGAGAUGUUAAGGCCCAGCUCCACGUCUUAGAUAGCUCAAGUGAGCCUAAUGAGCUAGAUGAAUUUCAGAAAAGGUUCUCUAUCGGCAGGUCUUUUUCCGGUUAUGUUUUAAGUGCUAAUAAGGAGAAGAAGUUGGUGCGCUUGAUUUCACGACCACUGUUGGUUGACCUGGAAAGAUCUGCCCGUCAAAAAGAUGGCCCCACGGAUCAUUCAAGUGAAAAUAUGGCAUUUCAUAUUCGUGAAGGCAGUGUUUUGGGUGGCAGGAUUUCCAAAAUCUUUCCAGGUGUUGGUGGAUUGCUUGUUCAGAUUGAUCCACACCUAUAUGGUAAGGUUCAUUUCACUGAACUGACAGAUCCAGGGGUUGCUGAUCCGCUGUCUGGAUAUCAUGAAGGACAAUUUGUAAAGUGCAAAGUUCUGGAGACUACUCAUUCAGGCAAGGGCACUGUUCAUAUUGACCUUUCGCUGCAGUCUAUUUCACACAGAACCCAGGAGCAGAAGCUUGCUGUAAACAAUGACACUGUGUAAGUUCCAAAUUCCUUACUUGAAUCGU
Nicotiana tabacum (common tobacco) is the source of this 1259-nucleotide messenger RNA. The record is from RefSeq and is a predicted model, not a curated record. Lineage: Eukaryota; Viridiplantae; Streptophyta; Magnoliopsida; Solanales; Solanaceae.